Messenger RNA from Centruroides sculpturatus (bark scorpion), 815 nucleotides. RefSeq names its product peroxiredoxin-5, mitochondrial-like (gene Prx5). Gene Ontology annotation, molecular function: thioredoxin peroxidase activity. Gene Ontology annotation, biological process: cellular response to oxidative stress; cell redox homeostasis; hydrogen peroxide catabolic process. NCBI's taxonomy places the organism in Eukaryota, Metazoa, Arthropoda, Arachnida, Scorpiones, Buthidae. Gene Ontology annotation, cellular component: cytoplasm; peroxisome; mitochondrion. The transcript is spliced from 6 exons. The coding region runs from base 130 to 705 and encodes 191 amino acids. The record is from RefSeq and is a predicted model, not a curated record.
AUACAUUGAAUAAUAUUAACUUUACGUGCACACAUUUUAUUUAUAUACUUUCGCUUCGUUACAUCCUGUUCAGUAUCCUGUAUUAUAUCACCGACAUAUACGCCGCGUAUAUAUAUAGCGCGCGGGAAGAUGUUAAUUAAUCAGCCAGUAGGAUUGUUGUUGGUGCGUCGUUUGAACAGGGGGAUUUAUCAGACGAAUUGGAAGUGUUUGCGAAAUUUAUCAACCAUGCCGCUGAAGGUUGGUGAUUCACUUCCUUCUAUUGAUCUAAUGGAAAAUACUCCAGAUUCAAAGGUGAAUAUUGCAGAAUUAUUUAAAAAUAAAAAAGGAAUUUUAUUUGCUGUGCCUGGUGCCUUCACUCCUGGAUGUUCAAAGACACAUCUGCCUGGUUAUGUUCAAGAUUAUGAUCAACUAAAACAGAAAGGAAUAGAUGUUAUUGCUUGUGUUGCAGUUAAUGAUCCUUUUGUUAUGGAAGCCUGGGGAAAAGAUCAAAAGGCUGAAGGAAAGAUAAGAAUGCUUGCAGAUACCACAGCUGAAUUUACAAAAGCUAUAGGAAUGGAUGUAGAUGUUACAGAUAAACUUGGCGGGAUUCGUUCCAAGAGGUACUCAAUGAUAAUAGAAGAUGGUAAAGUGAAACAGUUAUGUCUGGAACCAGACGGAUUUGGACUGACUUGUUCACUCUCUUCAAACAUACAAAAGUUAUUGUAAAUUUAUCUGUAUAAUUUAAUGUAAACACUGCAAAGAAUUUCAAUAUAAAAUGUACUGUACACUAAUACAUGAAGAUUAAAUAUUAUGUAAAUUAUUUUAUUAAAAAUGUU